GCACGCACAGCCGCACGGCCUUGUGGGACUUGUAGUCCGCACGGCGCGCCAGCGAGUGUGCGGCGCAAAGCCCCGAACUACGACUCCCGGCGGCCAGCCCCGGAGACGCGGCCCGCGGAGAGGCCUCAGAGUUCCAUGGCGGCGCCCCCAGCCUCUGCUGACGCGCCCCGCUUGCCUCCGCCGCCCGCUGCGGCGGGAGACGGGCCCGACCGGCCGGCGGAGAGGAGCGAGGCCUCCUGCGAGGACCGCAGCAAUGCGGAGUCCUUGGACAGGCUCCUCCCAGCUGUGGGCACCAGGCGCUCGCCCCGGAAGCGCACCACCAGCCAGUGCAAGUCUGAGCCGCCCCUGCUGCGCACCAGCAAGCGCACCAUCUACACAGCCGGGCGGCCGCCCUGGUACAACGAGCAUGGCACGCAGUCCAAGGAGGCCUUCGCCAUCGGCCUGGGAGGUGGCAGCGCCUCCGGGAAGACAACUGUGGCCAGGAUGAUCAUCGAGGCCCUGGACGUGCCCUGGGUGGUCUUGCUGUCCAUGGACUCCUUCUACAAGGUGCUCACCACGCAGCAGCAGGAGCAGGCUGCCCGCAACAACUUCAACUUUGACCAUCCAGACGCCUUUGACUUUGACCUCAUUGUGUCCACCCUCAAGAAGCUGAAGCAGGGCAAGAGUGUCAAGGUUCCCGUGUACGACUUCACCACCCACAGCCGGAAGAAAGACUGGAAAACGCUCUAUGGUGCAAACGUCAUCAUCUUCGAGGGCAUCAUGGCCUUUGCUGACAAGACACUGCUGGAGCUCCUGGACAUGAAGAUCUUUGUGGACACAGACUCUGACAUCCGCCUUGUGCGACGGCUGCGCCGGGACAUCAGCGAGCGAGGCCGAGACAUUGAGGGCGUCAUCAAGCAGUACAACAAGUUCGUCAAACCUGCCUUCGACCAGUACAUCCAGCCCACCAUGCGUGUAGCAGACAUCGUGGUGCCCUGGGGGAGCGGGAACACAGUGGCCAUCGACUUGAUCGUGCAGCACAUGCACAGCCAGCUGGAGGAGCGUGAGCUCAGUGUCAGGGCCGCACUGGCCUCGGCGCACCAGUGCCACCCUCUGCCUCAGACGCUGAGUGUCCUCGAGAGCACGCCGCAGGUGCGAGGCAUGCACACCAUCAUCAGGGACAAGGAGAGCCGUGACGAAUUCAUCUUCUACUCCAAGCGGUUGAUGCGGCUGCUCAUUGAGCAUGCGCUCUCCUUCCUGCCCUUCCAGGACUGCGUCGUGCAGACCCCGCAGGGGCAGGACUACGCGGGCAAGUGCUAUGCGGGGAAGCAGAUCACUGGCGUGUCCAUCCUGCGGGCCGGUGAGACGAUGGAGCCCGCGCUGCGGGCCGUGUGCAAAGACGUGCGCAUAGGCACUAUCCUCAUCCAGACCAACCAGCUCACUGGGGAGCCCGAGCUCCACUACCUGCGGCUGCCCAAGGACAUUAGUGACGACCAUGUCAUCCUGAUGGACUGCACCGUGUCCACGGGCGCUGCAGCCAUGAUGGCCGUGCGGGUGCUCUUGGACCACGACGUGCCGGAGGACAAGAUCUUCUUGCUGUCGCUGCUCAUGGCGGAGAUGGGUGUUCACUCGGUGGCGUAUGCUUUCCCGCAAGUGAGGAUCCUCACCACAGCUGUGGACAAGCGCGUCAAUGACCUCUUCCGCAUCAUCCCUGGCAUCGGGAACUUCGGUGACCGCUACUUCGGGACCGACGCUGUUCCUGACGGCAGUGAUGAGGAAGAGUGGCCCUCCACGAGCGAGCCUGAGCGAGCCUGAGCGAGCCUGAGCCCUCCUGCCCUCGCCCCCACCCAGCCUCUUCCCGCCUCGCGUGGCCUUGCUUACAGAGAUGUCGUAACUUAUUUCAGUUUAAAGAAAGACGUUACCGCUGCAACUCACUCUGUACGUUUUAUAAAAUAAAGUUCAGGGAAACGAA
This is a messenger RNA of Neofelis nebulosa (Clouded leopard), 1951 nucleotides long. It is a transcript of the gene UCKL1, whose product is annotated as uridine-cytidine kinase 1 like 1. Gene Ontology annotation, molecular function: ATP binding; kinase activity. Gene Ontology annotation, cellular component: cytoplasm. The record is from RefSeq and is a predicted model, not a curated record. Lineage: Eukaryota; Metazoa; Chordata; Mammalia; Carnivora; Felidae.